CGGAACGUUUCACGGGCCGCAAUGUAUAUACAUAAUGUGUCAAGGUGUUUUCCUAAGGAUUAAAAUUUUCCUCGGGAGCUGUCAAAGUCAGUUUUUACCAGACAAUCAAUAGAGACUAACAAGGAACAUAAAUUCCUAGCAUUGGCGUCUUUUCACUUACUGAUGGCUUUCGCUUGCAAAUUUAUGCCGGUGGUGAGUCAAAACAUUCCUUCUAUUAUUGAAGAUUGUACUAUUGCAGCGUACAAUUCAAGUGAAAACGGUAGCUUUGAUUCAGGAGAGUAAGAAAGAACUUCCAUAGUGUCGUGCCAAGCCACACAAUAUGCGAAUGAUGACAUUCACGCUCAGUAAGAUGAAAUUAUGUUGUGACCGAUUGGCUGAAAUUAAAUGUACUGAUAGAAUUACUUUUCAGUCGGCCAGUUUAUAUUUCAAAUUGUAACUCGACCUUAUUUGUUUGUAAUUGGGAAUUUUUUCCCCUAAAACUGGACUGCAAUUCAAAGUCGGACUGUUUAUUUCAGUAAGAACUUUAUAGGAUUUGUGAAGCUAAAUAGUUGUUUAUUCUAUCGGCAUUGACAACAUCAAGAACAAAAUCAAAUUGGGACCAGCAUCUUGUUGAAAUAUAUUUUAAAGCUUUCAUAGCUCCGGUUAUGUUAUAUGUAUUUACUAGAGAGUACGGAAACUCGGUAAUCUAUCGAUUAGCCACAAAUUCAUAGGCAGAGGGUGUUGUCAAAAAAAAUUAAAAUGAAUUCUUCGGCAUAUUGACAGGAUGAAAGGAGAGUGAAAAAACGAAAAGAUGAAAUUGCAGUUUUCACAUAGGGGUUAAAAAUCUAUUAUGUAAUUUCGUAAUGUACCCCUAAUUGGAAAAAGUUCUCGAACUUGGGUGAAGGAAAUACGUACAUCAAGGUUGUGGAGUACUCUCCAAGAUAGCAUAUGCUUCAGUAAAUGAGGCGACGAGGUUUCUCUUGUAGCUUAAGGUCUCAUACGGAUAAGUGGACCUUUUAUUAAUGAAUAAUCACUCUCAGUCGUCAAUAAAUGCCCUGGGGAUGACGCUCGAAAGAGUGCAGUACUGUUGAUUACGAAAAGGUUACCUUCCAACGCACAAAUUUUUCCUUAGUCCCUUUCUUCAGUUUAUGGUUGAGCAGUCGAAGAUAAGAUUUUUUUAUUUAAUAAAAACUCCGUGUAGACUAAAUAGAUCCCAAGUUAAGGAGAGUCAUGUAAAUCCAAAGAAUAAGGAGGAAUAAAAAUAUAAACAGAUUUCAGCGAAUGUUGAAGGGUCAGCAGAGAGAAAUUUUAUCAAAAAGAAAAACUACAAAGACGUUUCUUAAUGGAACAUCGACGAUGGCAAAGCCUUUAUCUCAGGGAAGUUUUAUCCAGUUGUAAGAAUUGCACGAAAUUUUUUUCGCUUUGAAUGUUUUCAUCACUAUCAAUUCCUGACAUCCAUACUUAGGUCUUUAGGAUACAGCAUAUUUGUAAAGAAACUCCGUAGUGAAAGAAUCGUGACAUGAUUGAUCUUUACCGAAAGAGGUGGUAUGAUUAAGAUUAUGAGAUAACUGAGAUACUACGGGAGCCCUAAUUGGUCAAAAACCUAUGGUCUGUGGCACCUGUAAAUCCAUAGUUAGUUUAAAUAAGCAAUUGAUAGCACUAAACACUGGUUUACCAGCAUGAUAACCCACGCAGGAUGUAGGGAGAAUACGAGAAAAGUUUGUAAAUCAGUCGCCUCCGGCUCGUGAUUUGCAAACUUUCCGUGUAUUUUAUCAAUAUCUCAAGUAAGUUAUUACGCCGAUAAACCGAUAGGAAGUGCGGUCUAUUGCCAUAAUUACCAGCAAUUAUUCUGUAUGAUAAUGAAAUAUAUGUAUUCCUUCCUAGCAGUGCUUUAGUACCAAUCGUAGCAGCAGAGAGAAACACGAUUCCACGCAAUGUUCGGUCAGUGGAGACGGCUUAUCCCUAGCAAUGGUUGGAGAACCAGCAAAGUUCAUUCUACGAACUAAGGGUCCGGACCUGCUUUAUUUAGAGCUCCAAAUUACCCGAAUCGUGAAUAAUGGUAGUGAAAUUUCUACUCACUUCUCAGAGCCAAUACCUGUCGAAUACGAAUGUUUAGGAGAAAAUAUUCACAGCGUGUGCUAUUACCCAAAAGAAGUAGGAGAAUACCACGUGGCUGUCACAUGGAAGGGAAAUCACGUGACGGGAAGUCCAUUUGCUGUCAAGGUCGAUAAAAAAGUGACUUUCCCGGAAAAGGAUGACGUAAAAACAGAAGAACAAGAUAACAAGGAUGAAGUGUGGAAAUUGAGAGACGACAUCAGGUCGUCAAGACGACAAAGGGAUAACAGAGUUUAAGAUGUGUGGUACGGGUUUAAAUGAACUGGUUUACCGAUGUAAGGAAAAACUAAUCCUUACUUUGGAACUGGUUUGGAGAACGAAAACAGUAAACAUAUCAUAGCUUUGAAGAAUAGGAAGGAAAACGAAAAGAAUCAGUAUAAAAAGUGUUGUUUUCAGCUGCAGCCAGAUUACGGGACCUGACUUGCUUGCUCCGGCUAAGCAGGCAGGUUUAUCGUUUGGUUCACAGCAAGAUAACUCAUGAGAAUAAAUACAAUAAAAUAGACUAUUAAAUCAUCGAUGUUCAUGCAGUGAUGAAUAAGGUUACUUAUCUGGAUCUGAUCUCCUUAUUUUGAGAGACCCCUCGCCUGUUUGUUUUCAUAUCCGUUUAUUUUGGUUAAGAGAACCCGUGAAUUUUUUUUACUACUUAGAGUUGUACCUUGACGUUGUCAUUACAUCACGUCAUCAAAGUAGUACGUGAGAGUAAAAUUUUUUGAUCAGUAUGAAGCACAGCUUGGUUGCCAUAUUAUCAUGUUUUCCGAAAAUUGCGCAUCUUCGUCGGUUUCAAAAUCCUAGCGAUUUUUAUAACAUCGAAGAAAAGAGGGGUGUCACACAUUCUUUUGAAGGUAAUACUCAUUCCUAAGAAUGUUUACUUGUAGAACAGCUUCAAAAAUAAACCCGAUUUCAAAGUUCAGCCCUCUCUUGUUUUUUGUUACUUACUGGAUGGCAGCUGAAGGAAAGAUAUUUGGAUUCAAAAUGAAAAAGUGAAGAGUUUUCAGACGUUCCUUUUACAACAGGCGUGCAGCUGCAAAGCUGGGAAAAGUUUUUAUUGGCGGAUAAAAAAAAACACAACAAAAUUGUAUUUUUUCUAACUUGACGUAACAUUCUUUUUCACUUAAGGAUUAAGGUAUUCCCAAGCGAUAUACAAGUUCGAAGUAAUUGAACAUUGUCUUCCUAUUCAGAUUCGAAGAAACGAAAUUCUCCGAAGCAUUGUUGGUUUCUUCAAUUAGGAAUCGGAUUUUCAAGCAAAUGCAUUGUUUUAUCAGUUGUGGGUUAAUGAUAAAGGUAUUUAAACUCUGAAUGCUAAUCUUAAUUGAUGUAUUUAAACUGAAAGUGGACAGGUCUCAAAUUCCAGUUCCCUCUAGUUGAACAUGAAGUUUUUACUCAUAGUCGCCUCUUUGGUGGGGCUUUUGGGCAGGAUCCAUGGUAAUACUGCAGCACUUUGGGUUCCUGUUCGACUUAGAACAUAGUAGCCGUAAAAAUAAUCCCUCAGACGCUGAAUGAAUAUCUUAUUUUAUUGUUCUUUUCGUAUGAGUUUUUAAGAAAACACCUCUCGCCCCAACGAUUUAGCAUUGUUUUUUUAAAAGGAAAUCAGUAACUAACCGUUUCACAGAAUUUUUCUGGCAGAGUAUAUACUGCCAGAGUAUUUACAGCAUUUUUAACUCCACGCAAACGUCAUCUUAUUCAAAUAAAUGUUGUUACCCUUUUUCAGGAUUUUACUGUAAUUUCGAUCGCAGCCAAUGUGGGUUUGUGCAACGACGAGACGACAAGUUCGAUUGGACCAGGAAAAAGGGUGCGACAUCCUCCGGGGGUACAGGUCCUUACUCUGACGCAAAAGGAAGAGGUAGCGCUCUUUAAGGAAGCGUAAUAUAACGUAAAUGCAGACCACCACCGAAUUUUGAAGCCGAAAGAUUUCGUACCCACAUGACAAAAACGAUUGUUGUUUGAGAUUUACCCUUGAAGAUUGAUGCGAUAUCAGCAUGUAGAACGUAGAAACUUAGGUAGACUAUUUUUUCAUUCCUUUUGUGGUGAAAAUAAACGAGUGGCCUAAGGUGAUCACCAAACAAUGGUCACACAAAAUAAGCACAUUUUGAUCUGAAAACAGCGACCUAAAAACCAAAAAUGUCCACAAGUCUCCCUUCGCGCGACGUGGUUAUCUUGAGGGCGAAGUAGGCCCGCAAAACGUGCGAACGUAAGUAAUGGGUCAAAUAUGUGAGUGUAGCUGUAACAGGUCGCGCUAUUUGAAAAUGUCGUCAUGAAACUCGCAGAACGCACAGAGCUAGUGCGCUUCUGUUUAAACCGCAAACGCACCAUACUCUAGUGCAAAAAUUAUUACGACGUGUAGAUUUUUCAUUUUUUUGAGUCAGUGUGAUAGUAUCACUUUAUCAUAUAAUAUAUAUCAUCACUUGCAGGUUACUACAUGUACAUAGAAGCAUCGCGAAAAAGAAAAGAUGAUAACGCCAAGUUAGAGAUUCUCCCUGAUCUUGUUUCUGGAAAGACCUGCAUUUCCUUUUUUUAUCACAUGCGCGGUGGUCAAAUGGGAACACUUCGGGUGCUGGUGGACGGAAAUCAAGUUUUCGAGAAAAGUGGACAUCAAGGAAACGACUGGCGUAAAGCUGAGUUCACUGUUGAAGGAGGUGCUUCAUCAGUAAGGAUCUUUGCUUUUGUGACUCAACCUUUAAUAUGGCUCUAAGUUCUCAGGCUGCUUAUUAGUCUUGAAAAUGCGAUUAAGAGAAAAAGCUCCCCGUACGCUGACUACCACGGCACAGUGACCAGCGAGAAAAUAAUUUGAACUGAUGAAGAGCUCUAGCUCUACUAGCAGCGUUUCAAAUAAACUGAUUUCAUACUCCCCUUUUUCACGCGAAAAUCAAUAAUCAAACGCUAAUUUGAAAUGUUACCAUUUGUACGAACAGGUUGUGUUUGAAGGAAUUGUAGGACGAGGCCACCAGUCUGACGUGGCGAUUGAUGAAGUGAAGAUAGAAAACUGUGGGGAAGGGGGUGGUGGCCAAGGUAAGUUCUUUCUAAUUUCAUCUGUAUGUUGUUCCAUAGUAAUGGUCUUCAGUCCUUUCAUAUGUAUACACUGGUAAAACGAGAAAGAUUACAGCUUAUUUGAAUGAAAGUAAAGCCAUCCCCUCAAAAUAUUUCGGUUCUCCGCACACACGUUCGACAAACCAAGUGGAGGAGAGAUGGUAGGAUAAAAAGGAAUACGGUUGACCUAACUUUGAAAUGUAACAACAAAAUUUAUAUUCAGAAUUAUUUUGAUUUAUGAGUGAGCUGAUUAUUGAAUGUGGUGCAUUUUCAAUAUGUGCGUGGCAAAAAAGGGUUUUUCCUUCAAUUUGUGAUUUAUCUAUGGAUGAUUUUCCAAUAAACGUUCACAAAGCCGACAGUUUGUACAAAAGUACCUAACCACUUAAUGAUUUGAAACAAUUUUUCUAUAGCCACAAUGAAACCGCCAGCACCUCAACCAGAAACUACUCCGCCGCCUCGUCCACAUACAGCGGUUCCACCAACAGGUAUCUUCCGUUUUUAUUAUGAGAGGUAAAUUGAGCAACGCUUUUGAUAGUAAGGACGUAACAACAUGCAUUUUAAUCCCUCAACACUCAACAAGCUUUUUCCUUCAGGCGAGUGUGGCUUCCGUCCUACCACCAGGAUAGUUGGUGGUGAAAAUGCACCACCGGGGGCUUGGCCAUGGCAGGCGAUGCUGAGGUGGUCUCCCACUGGGUAUGUGUUCUGCGGUGGUACCUUAGUCGCUCCUCAGUGGGUUGUCACGGCCAGUCACUGUGUCUCGAAGGCAGGCGGAGAUCCCGUAUAUAUCAGGUAAAAUAUGAAAUAAGGACAGGUCAUGUAACUGGACGUGAGGACAAUAUUGCAGGCGUGGACUGCUCCUUUCAGAAUCUUAGUGAACUAUAACGUAUCCUGCAAAAUCCGCAAAUUUCAUCCUCAAUAUCUAUUUUGUUAGUUUGUUUUUUUUUAACUCGUGGCUCUCGUACUUCGAGUAUCCCUGAAUGCGCAGUUAGUCCACGACUUUUAUCGUUGACAUUUUCCAACGAUAUCAUAUGAUAUCAUGAUUCACUCCUUUAAAAGCUUUUCGUCCGGCUAUCGAAAAAUUUUACAUUAUCUACCGCACGUGAGCAAAAAACAGAGAUGUAAUCGACUAAGAUCUUUCAAAUUUUCAGAAAAAUCAGACCAGGAUGCAUACAAAACAACAUGAAAUAAGUUACCAAGACUGACAUGAUCAGGACUAGCAAAACGAAGCUAAAGCGACCAUUGUUUGACUGUUUGAGCUAUACAGCCACUUUAAAAAGCUUGCAUGAACUGCAAAAGCCGCCUUCCCCUCUCCCUGACUUUCCCUUACGGAAAACAAUAGAGAAGAGAAAGGAAAAACCUUACAUAUGUUAUGUUUUUUUUUCUUUACAGGCUUGGUGCUCACAAACAGUCAGAAAGUAUGGGAACAGAACAGGACUUCACAGCCAGUAAAAUUAUUUUACACCCAUUGUACCACAAACCAAUUGGGAUGAGUCAUGAUAUCGCACUUCUCAAGCUGGAUAGACCGGCUGCACUCACCAGGUGAGUUCACUCUCUGUGCAUUGCAAUCCCCCCAAAAUAUCAGAAAUGUUUUUCUCGUCCGGGAGCGUUUAUGGACGUGGCAUGGUUAAUGCUGUUCUCUGAUAAUAUUCCUUUGGUUUUAACGCGGAUAUUUUUUCAUCAAUCAAAAGUCUCCGAAACUUUAGUUGGUGAUGAUUUUAUAUACCCAUGACCUAAAUAUUUGAAUUCAAGGCACUAGGUUUGAAAUCUUAAGUUUUCAGUAUAUCUUAAUCUUAACUUUCUUGGUUCAACUCUUUCACUUUGCUACUCAAGUGGAUUUCCUUCCCGAUUUCCCUGCGAUGAACUCCUCCGCACUCAUCUGUGCUUUUUAAUCUUAGUUAACAGCCAAUUCAUCUGUAUUGGCUUCCAUUUGUUCGGUGGAGAUUUCUUGCGGGUAUUGAGUUGUAUCAUUCAAAAAAUAAUUCUCUCCGUUAAAAAAUUGUUGAUGACAUGCCAUACUCGCUCAGAAUGAACAAGCAACUUUUGAAUAACCCAGCAAAGUCCGACCAUAGGGACAACCAAAAAAACGAGGAGAACGCUUUUUAUCUCCACAGGAGUAAGCAGUAAAGAAUAUCGUUAAUUUGAAACAGAUUUUGUUAUUUUGUUUUCCUCUUCCUUGUUUUUAGGCAGGUGAACCUGGUAUGUCUUCCUCAAAGUAUCCCAGCUCCACUUGAAGGAACCAAAUGCUGGAUCACAGGGUGGGGAAAGACAGCUUCGGUCGGUGGCUCGAGUGGGAAGGUUCUGAAGCAGGCGACUGUGCCGAUAGUGGGACGGAACCGCUGUGAGUGGUCUUACUUGGGACAGAUUCACGAGUCCAUGAUUUGUGCCGGGCUGGACCGAGGUGGUGUUGACUCUUGUCAAGGGGAUAGUGGAGGACCCAUGGUGUGUGAGACCGGCGGAAAGUUUUACCUACAGGGUGUGACUAGUUGGGGAAAAGGAUGUGGCAGGCCUAAUAAGUAUGGUGUCUAUGCUAGGGUAAAAUACCUUUUGGAAUGGCUGAAGAAAGAAAUGGCUAGGAAUUAAGUUACCAAGUUAAAUGAGGUUCCAGCUCUUGAGGAAGCAACUACAGUGAAACUACGA
Pocillopora meandrina is the source of this 7755-nucleotide messenger RNA. The record is from the annotation of a GenBank genome assembly. Lineage: Eukaryota; Metazoa; Cnidaria; Anthozoa; Scleractinia; Pocilloporidae.